ACAAGUUACAGUAAAUGUCCGGUGUUUCUUGUUGGUGUCAGUUGUCAUUGCGUGAAGUCGCUACAAUUGAAUGUGAAAGAGUUCGCUCAACUUAAUUUAUCAGUUUAUAUCUGCAAGUGGAAGGUUGAUUUCUGCAGCAUGUGCCAGUUAGAUGCAUUGUUAUCAAUGGACAUGUCCAUGGGUUGCAUUCUACUCAUUGUCGCCACUGUUUAUGCAGUCGUGCAGGUGUCCCGUUUUAUCUUCGCGGAUGCCGACUUCACAUUGCUUUGGGCAACCUCUUUUGGAAAAAAGCCUGAGGCUCAACUGAAGGGCCGGGUUGUAUGGAUCACUGGAGCAUCCAGCGGCAUUGGUGAAGAGCUGGCCUACCAGUUGGCCCAGAUUGGUGCUCAGCUGGUCUUGUCAGCACGCCGAGAGAAUGAGCUGGAGAGAGUAAAGCGAGAGUGUUUGGGACGGUCUAGACUACAUGAAGAGGACAUUCUUGUUCUUCCGCUUGAUCUGCUGGACCGAAAGACUCAUGAGGCAAAAACGGCAGCUGUACUUGAGCAUUUUGGAAAAAUUGAUGUUCUCAUAAAUAAUGGUGGACGCAGUCAGCGAUCACUCUGCUUGGAGACCAAUAUGGAGGUGUAUGAGGCCCUUAUGGAGCUCAACUUCCUGGGGACGGUGUCCAUCACGAAGCACGUGCUUCCCCACAUGAUUCAGAGGGGUACAGGCACUGUGACCACAGUCAGCAGCAUAGUGGGCAUCGCAGGGGCACCCCUGGCCACGGGCUAUUCUGCCACCAAACACGCACUGCAGGGCUUUUUUAACUCCCUGCGGGUUGAGGUAGCCGAUUACCCCGGAAUCACCAUCAGCACAAUCUGCCCUGGACCAGUGCAAUCACAGAUUGUCCAGAAUGCCUUCACAGAGAAGCUGGACAAGCCAUUGUCUCAGCCGGGAGAUCAGCAGCACAAGAUGACCACCGCUCGCUGUGUACGACUCAUUUUGUGUGGAUUGGCCAAUCGUGUGAAGGAAAUGUGGAUUGGCCAGCAGCCAUUUCUGUUGUUUUUCUAUGUGUGGCAGUACACACCCACAUUAGCCUGGUUUAUGACUAGUAUUCUGGGGAAGAAGAGGAUUCAGAAUUUCAAGGCUGGACUGGAUGCAGACACAGCUUACUUCACAAAGCCAAAGGUCCACUGAAGGCCUGUGCUGGGUGUAAAGUCUGGGGUUCUGAUGAGUUUGUGUGUUGAUUUGAUUUGUCACAUCUGCUGAUGAAAUUGUGUGAAAUCUAGUCCGAACACUAAAACAUUCUAAAUAUAUCCAGUGUUUGCAGUACCACUGCAAAUGAGAUACAUGCACUCUUGCCUUGUAAAAUCAAUAGCCAUAAAAUAAGGAUUGUUUUUUUUUGGAAAAAACUUUUACUGUAAUAAACUGUACAUACAAUAAACAUUUUACAGAA
Sardina pilchardus (European sardine) is the source of this 1435-nucleotide messenger RNA. It is a transcript of the gene dhrs7, whose product is annotated as dehydrogenase/reductase (SDR family) member 7. Lineage: Eukaryota; Metazoa; Chordata; Actinopteri; Clupeiformes; Clupeidae. The coding region runs from base 139 to 1176 and encodes 345 amino acids. The record is from RefSeq and is a predicted model, not a curated record. The transcript is spliced from 7 exons. Gene Ontology annotation, molecular function: oxidoreductase activity.